GGCGGCCAGUUUCAUCCACUUAUAGAGCCGCUUUUCCGAUCUCUCAUCCUCUGCUUUCCAUUAUCCCCUUAAUACUUUAUUUCCCCUCUUUUCUUCGUUAUGCCUGGCGACCUGCUCAAGAGGCGCAAAAUCGCCGUGCUUGGUGCUCGGUCCGUCGGAAAAUCCUCUCUCGUCGUCCAGUUCAUUGAGAACCAUUUCGUGGAGGGAUACUAUCCGACGAUCGAGAACACGUUCAGCAAGAGUAUCAAGUACAAGGGUGUCGAGUACGACUGCGACAUCAUCGACACCGCCGGUCAGGAUGAGUACUCGAUACUCAACGCCAAGCACGCGAUUGGCAUACACGGAUUCGUCUUGGUGUAUUCAGUUACAUCGAGAAACUCCUUCAACAUGAUCCAGACGGUGUACGACAAGAUCGUCAACUUCUGUGGAUUACCGUCAAUACCCUGUGUCAUCGUCGGCGCAAAGACGGACCUGCAAAAUAGGAACAGACAGGUCCAGCCUGACGAAGGGGAGAAUUUGGCCAAGGAGAACCACGCUGCAUGGGUCGAAACAAGUGCGAAGAAUAACGUUAACGUCGGCAAGGUUUUCGAACUGUGUCUCGCAGAGAUCGAGAAACGAACGCCCGCAAACCAGACUGAACCUCCAACAAGCCGUUGCAUCAUUAUGUGACAGCAGUCCAUUCCAUGCACCUCCAUCUCUGCAUCCCCCCGUAUCGAACAUCCUUAUAAUUUCCGCAUCCCCCACCACCAUCUCCCACAACGCCGGUUCGGUUCCAAUUUCUCGGUCUCAUUGCUCUUGUAUGACCUAUGCCGUUCUUCGCAUCGCAUUGAGGACAUGCUCGGCCCUCUCUUACAGUGUCCUUGUUCAUCUUCUUCCUUGGGUUAUUAUGUUUUCUCCCGGGGUUGAUGUCGAUAGUCCAGCGGACAGGACUACCUACUACACCUCACGCGCCGGUAUUGCUCUCGUGUUCCUAUUCAUAUGUACAUCUGUAACAUCCAUCCAUCCGCAUUACCGCAUUACUUGUUGUUGUGCACCCCGGCGCCUCUUCUAUACUGUAUGUUCUCCCCGGUGGCUCGUAAUUCUAGAAGCUUAUUUAACGCGCACUUCAUUGUGUCAUGGUGAC
Molecule: messenger RNA, 1123 nt
Organism: Gloeophyllum trabeum ATCC 11539
Lineage: Eukaryota; Fungi; Basidiomycota; Agaricomycetes; Gloeophyllales; Gloeophyllaceae
Exons: 5
Coding region: 100-669 (189 amino acids)
Biological process (GO): small GTPase-mediated signal transduction
Cellular component (GO): plasma membrane
Molecular function (GO): GTPase activity; GTP binding; GDP binding
Source: RefSeq, a predicted model, not a curated record